GGAGGAGACCCGCACGGCUAGGGCAGCGCGCAGGGGGAGGGGAGCGGGCCGGAGGCGGGCGAGGGGGGCCGCGAUCCCGCGCGCCGCGAACAUGGCCUCCUUCCCCGCGGGCCCCGCCGAGCCCCCCGGCCGGGGAGGGCGGCGCGCCCCCGCCGCCGGAGGAGAGCAGAGGCAGGAGCAGGAGGACGAGGGCGCAGCCGAGGAGGCGCGCCAACUUCUGCCAACUUCGGCGCCCGCCCCGCCGCCGCAGGCUCCUCCCGGCCGAGAGCCAGAGGACGGCGGCGGAGGAGCAGCAGCAGGAGGAGGAGGAGGAUCGGGUUUGGAGACGGCUGCUGCUGCGUCCUCUCCAAGCGCGGGGCUGGCCGCCGCCGCGCCCGAUCCUCCGCGCUCGCCGCGCUUCUCGGCGGAGCAGGUCUCGUGCGUGUGCGAGGCGCUGCUGCAGGCGGGCGACCCCGGCCGGCUGGGCCGCUUCCUGGGCUCGCUGCCGCCCGACGCCGAGGCGCCGUGCCUGGAGGCGCAGGCGGGCGAGAGCCUGGCCAAGGCGCGCGCGCUGCUGGCCUUCCAGCGCGGCGACUUCGCCGAGCUGUACCGCCUGGUGCAGAGCCGGCCCUUCGGCGCGCCGCACCACCCGUUCCUGCAGGAUCUGUACCUGCGCGCCCGCUACCGGGAGGCCGAAGCUGCCCGGGGCCGGGCCCUGGGCGCCGUCGACAAGUACCGGCUGCGCAAAAAGUUCCCGCUGCCCAGCACCAUCUGGGACGGCGAGGAGACGGUGUACUGCUUCAAGCGGCGCUCGCGGGCAGCCCUGCGCGACUCGUACGGGCGCAGCCGCUACCCGAGCCCCGAGCAGAAGAGGCGCCUGGCCCAGGACACCGGCCUGUCGCUCACGCAGGUCAGCAACUGGUUCAAGAACCGACGGCAGCGCGAUCGCAGCGGAGGAGGAGGAGCCGGAGGAGGAGGCGCCGGCACGCCCAGCAAGAGCGAGUCUGACGGGAACCCCAGCACGGAGGACGAGUCCAGCCACGGCACCGAAGAAACCGAAACGUCCAUGGGGAUUUCCGCGACCUCCGAAGGGAUGCCCACCCCCAACAGCCUGUUCCUGCCAGCCGCUUGCUCCAGCGCCUCUUCCAUCCUCCUCAACGGCAACUUUAUCACCGCUAGCUCCCCGACCAUGCUGCUGAAUGGCGGCUCCGUCAUCCAGACUCCUGGCGGAGGUGUCAUCCUGAACGGCUUGGCUCUCGGCGACAACCAGACCAUCACCCUCAGCCCCGUGGCAGCGCCCAGCCCGCCCAUCCUCAACGGAUCCAGCCCCCUGCUGGGUGGCAAGCCCCCAGGCCCACCUGGCGGUCAGGAGGCCAACAAGGCUCUCCAGGAGCCCCUCGCCCCGGCCACCGUCAUUCUCAGCCCGGCUGCCACGCUUCAGGGGGAAGUGAAGACGGAGGCAGCAGAGGCCCUGGCGUUUGGUGUCGAGGUCAAGCUGGAAGAGGGGCAGGGGUCCGCCCCACCCCUGUUGCCCGUCCCUGACGCCGCCACGCUCCUCUCCAACCAUAAGGGGCCACUGCUGGCGGCUGUUGCCAUGCCGCAAGUGGUCCCAUCAAAUGACGAGACCCCCACGGCUGCGCAGCAGCUGCCCCCAGCGCCUCAGCCAUCAGCCACAUCUAGUCCUCAGAUGGUUCCUCUGGCCAAGUUGGCACCCGGUGCCCAAGCCCUGCCAGCUCCCCAGGUGACUGCAGCCACGGUCGGUGGGCAGGUGGCCCAGUCUUCCCAGGCUACCACAGCCACGGCGCUGCUUUCCAUGCCAGGCCCCUCGCCGCCCCAGGCCGCUGUUCUCCAUGUCCCUGCCCCAUCCCUGGUCCCCAUCACUCAAGUCUCGCCCCCUUCCCAGGUGGUGCCGCUCUCCCAGCCCGUCUCUGGGACCCAGGUGCUCUCCCCGUCCCAAAUGGUGCCCGUGUCCCCGACGCAGAUCUACGCCGUCCCCCAGGGGGCUUCUGCCCCCCAGCUCGUCUCGCUCCCCCAAGUGGUCCAGGGCUCCCAGAUUAUCUCCCUGCCCCAAGUUGUGCCCACUUCCCAGGUGGUCACCUUGCAGCAGGGCAUGGGCAGCCCCAUCCAAAUCCUGACCACCAGCGGCGCCCCCAUCAAAGUGGGGGCCAUGGCAGGGGCGCCGCAGGUGGCCGUGUCGGCGGGAGGAAGCCUUGGCCAGAGCAACGUGCACCUCAUCAACGCCAACGUGGGCAUGACCACGCUGCAGAUCCCGGGCACCGCACCAGGCAACAUCCUCCUGACCAACCCGGCAACAGGGAGCAGCACCAUCGUCACCGGAAUGGCUCUGCAACAGGGGAAACUGAUCCUGACGGCCACCUUCCCGGCUGGCAUGCUGAUGACGCCCAUCCUCUCAGCCCAGGCCACCCCAACUCUGGCCCUGCCCAUCAAGCAGGAAGUGGCGACCAUGAUGGCGCCGUCAACUCUGGGGAGCGGUGAAGGCGGCAGCGUGUUGCUCUCGGGGGGUGCUUCCGUGCUCCCUCCUGGCGUCUCCCCGCUCUUGGCGCCCGACAGCACCGGGCCGGCCGACUUGGCUUUCGGCACGGACUCCGGCCACCUUUCAAACUUCUCCCAGCCAGACGGCCUGGCCAUGUCUCAGCAGCAGGUGGUUUGGCCCAGCCCGGUGGGCAUGGACCUCCAAGGGACUGGCGCCGAGGGGCUGUUUGAGAUGGACAAGAACUCUAUGGAGGUGCAGGGCGGCCUUCUGCGUCUCCCGGAGGGAGAGGGCCUCUUGCUGGACGCCUCUGGGGGAGACCCGAUGGGCCCCGAGGCUCUGGACUCGGACGAGAAGGUGCUAACCCAGCUGCAGUCUGUGCCGGUGGAGGAGCCUCUGGACUUGUAAGCGCCCGCGACGUGUGUCGCAGAGUCCUUGCCUGCCCGCCGAACGAUAUUUUAAACCUGCUAUCCUUGGUUCCCACCUGGUCCAGACAGGAUGCUACAAGUGCCUUGAAAAGGGAAACCUGGGUGAGCCCCUGCAGUCUGUGCUGCUGCUGCACAUCUUUUUUUUUUUUUGGAAACACUACAGAAGGAAAAAACACAGCACUGGGACACUGCUGACCCCUUUAUCCGGUGUGUACAAUUGCCUGUUCAACAACCCCAGUGCCACCUUGUGGCUGCCAGUCAAACAGCAAGCACUAUCUUCCCCCUGGAGGUGUUGCCCAUUCACCUUGUUUCUUUCCUCCCUCCCCAGCCCUUCUAAAACUCAGGCACAGAGUUGAGGGCGCUUUCUACCUUCAUGGCCUUCCUGCCUUUUUUUAGAAACCUACCUAACAUCUACCAAGUUGCUUGGAAAGCUAGGGAUUUUCGUUGAUACUGGGGCAGGGAGCACAUCAUAUAGACCAGGCACCCCCAAACUUGGCCCUCCAGCUGUUUUGGGACUACAGUCCCCAUCAUCGCUGACCGCUGGUCCUGUUAGCUAGGGAUGAUGGGAGUUGUAGUCCCAAAACAGCUGGAGGGUCGCGUUUGGGGGUGCCUGAUAUAGACUGCCCUUUGUCCACCUGGCAUCCCUGAGAGGGGGCUGAUGGGAGUUGUAGUCCAAAACAGGUCAGCUGACUUACACCACAAGGAGAGCCUUCCUCUCCCCUCAUCUAUGGUGCUAGGGAACGGGUCCAGCUGCUAGUCUGAGCCUAAGUCCCAUUUCGGAGGGGCAGGAAGGACACCCAAGGUCCCAGUGCUUGUCUCCUGUUCCAGUUAGGUGUCUACUUUUUCCCAGGGUAGGGUUGGGGUGGUGAGGCUAUUGUCAUUCGAGCUUGGCUUCUCGCUGGCUUUUAGUCUUGCAGUGCUGUCCUAGAGAGGUGAACUGUCCUGUUCCAAAGUCAAACGCUUUGGCGCUAGAAAACAAUGCAGACAUUGUUCCAGUCCUCCAGGGCAGAGAGAAGCCUGGCUAGAAUGUCUCCCCUGGACCCAUCUUUUGUCUAUGGAAUAGCUUUCCGGCGUUUUAACCCUGGGCUGAUCUCCGCUGCUCUGGGCGGGAACAGCGUAAGAAGCACAUUUGUUAAUUGUGGGAUCGGAUCCUGCAGCAGUUAGUCCUGCCAUUAAAGGCACAUGGGAGCAGGUGUCAGGUGUGGCUAUACAGUCUCUUAAGCCACUCUAAAAAUUAGCUUUAGCUGCACCUUGAGAUCCCCUGUGUUGGGGGGUUGGGAGCAGAAGCUACACAUUAAUCUGGGACGCUCAAGGUUGGGGGUCAAUCCAGCUUGAAAGAUAGAAAUGUCAUGCAAUCGGGCCAGACCGAGCAUUAUCCCCUUAAAAUACCAUUUGCUUUGAAAACUCGAGUUUCCUCCCAAACUUUCCCUGGGGCUGUUUCCUCUGAAUGCUAAAAUCAGCAAGUGGUCUGCCUUUUUUAUUUUUAGACAGAGAAGAAAUUAUAUAUAGAUAUAUUUAAUAAUGUAUUUUUUAGAAGAAAAGUCAUUUAAAAAUCAAU
This is a messenger RNA of Podarcis raffonei (Aeolian wall lizard), 4456 nucleotides long. It is a transcript of the gene SIX5, whose product is annotated as SIX homeobox 5. Bases 92 to 2878 code for a protein of 928 amino acids. The record is from RefSeq and is a predicted model, not a curated record. Gene Ontology annotation, biological process: regulation of transcription by RNA polymerase II. The transcript has 3 exons. Gene Ontology annotation, molecular function: RNA polymerase II cis-regulatory region sequence-specific DNA binding; DNA-binding transcription factor activity, RNA polymerase II-specific. Gene Ontology annotation, cellular component: nucleus; transcription regulator complex. NCBI's taxonomy places the organism in Eukaryota, Metazoa, Chordata, Lepidosauria, Squamata, Lacertidae.